Stylonychia lemnae is the source of this 1548-nucleotide messenger RNA. NCBI's taxonomy places the organism in Eukaryota, Ciliophora, Spirotrichea, Sporadotrichida, Oxytrichidae. The record is from the annotation of a GenBank genome assembly.
AUGGAACUAGAACUUAAGAAUACUAAUUUAGAGCCAAAUAAACUGCUUUAAUCCCCUUUGAAAGAAAAAGAAAAUAAUACGUUAAUAUAAAUCACAUCAUUUGACGAAGUUAUCAACAUGAUUCCUAUUGGGAAAUUUCACUACUUAUUUAGUGCUUCAAUUUUCCUCCAUUUUAGUACUGUAGCUGUCCUAACCUACAAUUUCAGCUUUAUACUAAUGUACCCAGAUUAUCUUUGCGAAGACUCAGCUACUAAAGAGUGGAAUUCAUGUUCAAGAGAAUAAGUGUGCAAUUAAAAAGGAGAUAUCAGUUAAUGGAGAGUUAACGAUAGAAGUCCUAAAACUUUAGACAAUUGGAUGGUGAAAAUGAAUUUGCACUGUUCUGAACAAUAUAUAAUAGGAAUGUUUGCCUCAAUAGAUAUGAUCGGUUAACUUUUUGCUAGUGUACUUUUCCCAACGCUUGCUGAUAAAUAUGGCAGAAGAAUUUUCACUUAUAUAGGGGUUUACAUUCAAAUUUUGGCUUACUUGAUGAUGAUAAUUUUUCCAUCUUAUCUAGUAGCUUAUGGCUCCAUUUUUUUUCUAGGAAUAACCUUUAACAAUAAGAAUUUUAUCUCAUACACUCAUCUAGUUGAGCUAAUGGGAAAGAGAGCAUCAUUUGUAACUGGAAUUCUAUUUUGCUAUGAUUCAUGCAUUUUUAUAAUCUCCCCACUUAUUAUGGUAUAUGUUACUAAAAAUACGAAUCUAUUUUUAUACGUGGGUUUUGCAAUGUCUAUAUCUGCUUUGGUACUCUUACACAGUUUUUAUUUUCCAGAGUCACUUAGAUUCAAUAUAUCAUAAAAGAAAUUUGAUAACGCUGAGAGAGAUCUGAAGCAUAUAUUAUCUACUAACAAAGUUCCUUUGAGGUAGAGUCAAGAGAUUGAGUAAAACUUUAAUGAGUUUAAGAGAUACCAAUUAGACUAUGAUGCUUAGAAUUAGGAAAGUGUAAAUUAAGGAAGAAAUGCAAUAUAAACAUUGAUAUCAAACCCUCGAACUUUAUUGAACCUUCUGUUUCUUGGAAUAUGCUGGGUCUCAUCUAGUGGAACCUUCUUUAUUUUCAUAAUUUUCAUAAAAUAUUUGCCAGGUGAUCCAUUCCUAACAGGAGUUGCGAUGGGAUUCUCAUGUUUGGGGUAUAUUGCAUCUGACUAUUUAACUUUUAAGUUUGGAGUGUUGAAAAAUAUGAUCUACUCUUACGGGGUUUGUGCAAUCCUAUUAUCCUUGAUAUUAAUACUAGAUUAAUUUACAAUUUCAGUGGUCUUAUAUGCAUUCUUAUUUUUCAUUUUGAAAUUUGUUGUUUGUAUUGCUUAUUCAGCUAUUUUUGUUUCUCAUGUAGAACUUUUUGAUUCAAAUAUAUUAUCAACUAGUUAUGGAAUUUGUGGAUUUCUUUCUAAAAUUGUAAACAUUUUCAUCCCUAUUUUGGUCGAAGCAAAAAAUAAAAAUACGCCCAUUGUAGCCAUUUUGAUAAUAAAUAUAUUAGCUUGUGUUGCUAGUAAGUUUUUGAAUAAAAAGAAUUGA